Molecule: messenger RNA, 564 nt
Organism: Nicotiana tabacum (common tobacco)
Lineage: Eukaryota; Viridiplantae; Streptophyta; Magnoliopsida; Solanales; Solanaceae
Source: RefSeq, a predicted model, not a curated record
GAAAAUAUGGAAUUAGUGGAAAAUAUAGCAACUGCAACUAAUAUUAAAGCUGAAGAUGAAGAAGAAAUAAUGCAACUUCCAGGUUUUCGAUUUCAUCCUACAGAUGAAGAGCUUGUGAGUUUUUAUCUGAGACGUAAAGUGGAAAACAAAAGGAUCAAAAUGGAUCUUAUCAAAGAGGUUGAUAUCUACAAACAUGAUCCUUGGGAUCUUCCAAGGAACACAGCGGGGGAUAAUUGUAAGGAAUGGUAUUUCUUCAGCAUGAGAGAGAGAAAGUACAGAAACAGUGUAAGACCAAAUAGAGUAACAGGUUCUGGUUUUUGGAAAGCUACAGGAAUUGACAAACCUGUUUAUAGUACUACUACUACAUCACAAAGUACAGAUCGUGGCUGCAUUGGCCUCAAGAAAUCAUUAGUAUAUUAUAGGGGAAGUGCUGGCAAAGGAACAAAAACUGAUUGGAUGAUGCAUGAGUUUCGUCUCCCACCAAAUUGGAAGACUUCAAACCAGCAGCUGCCCAAUCCCAAGAACAGUAUUCCAGAAGCUGUAAGUUCUUCCUGCCGGGAAUAA